GGCAGUUGGCCUGGAAUGUGGAUUUGCAUGGCCUGGUUUUGCAAAGUGGGGCAGCUGGUGUCCGAUUGAGGGGGAAAUUAUAUCUCUGCAUGUGCCGUGGUUAAGAUUCUUGUCUCCCUGGACCCAGUUUCGCCAUGGAUGCCAACAGCUCAGGGUCCCCAGCCAUCCCUGCUAUUGUGACUGACACGCUCACUAAUGGAGACCAACGAACACCAUUAGAGACCAGAAGGCAGCUAGAAGCCGCCAGCAGCCCUCUGCCAUUAGACGCAGUUGCCAAAGAGGAGAAGGAUGAGCACAGAGAGGAGAAGGAUGGCCAAGGAGCCAAGGAGCAGGAGCAGAAGAACGCCAAGCAGACCCAGGGAGCCGAUAGCGAAAUGGAGAAGAUGCGCUUAGACUUUGAGCUGACCCUUCUGAAGCGCCAGCACGAGGAGAACGACAAGCAGCGGCAACACGAGGAGAAGAUGGAGAACAUACGCCAGCACUUGCCGUGCAGAACGCCUGGCCAAGGGGACGAGGAGCAGCUGGGGAGCAAGUUGGACCCCAUCACGGAAAUUGAGCUGGAGAAGAUGCGCAUGGAAUUUGAGCUGGCUAAGCUGAAGCAAAUCUCCGAGGAGAAUGAGCGGCAGCGGCAGCACGAGCGGAAAAUGUACGAGGAGAAGGAGAAGCAGCGGCAGCAUGAGGAAACCAUGGAGAAGCUGCGCCUGCGGCAAGGAAAUAUCCGAGUGCUGGGCCCGAAGGCGACGGGGAGCAAGGCGGAAGCCGCAGCCGAGUCGUUUUCUGAGACCUUUGGUGAGGUGGGGAAGAUGAGGAUAGAGCUACAGCUGGCCAUGGAAGUCUACUUGCCAGAUGUGACUGAAAAGAAGCCCCACUCUGAGCCUAGUGGGCAACAGGAAGGCCCGAAGCCUGAACAGCCGCUGGAGAAGAUCCUGGAGGCAGGAAGGCCUCCAGUGCCACCAGAACAGAAGACCGACGAGGUGACUGAGCACCUGGGUCUGCAGGUGCCCCGCAUUGUGGUGAGCGGAGCAGAGUCGGAGUGGUCGAGCAGCAGGUUGGACUUAGCCAUCGAGACCGAGCUGGAGAAGAGGAGGAUGGAGUUUGAGCUGACGAGGCUCAAAUACGAGCACGAGGAGAACGAGAGGCAGCGGCAGCAUGAGGAGAAGAUGGAGCAGCUGCGCCAGCAGCAGGCGCCACCCAAGGAGUCUGAAUGAGGAACCUGUGCCCUGUCUAUUGGCUUCCUUCCUUCCAUAGGCUGGGCUAUCAGCGAAUACACACAGAAUGUCUCUCCCUUAUAACUUUGAACCUCUGCUCUGCAUUGCCUGUAGUAUAUUAUACUU
Molecule: messenger RNA, 1334 nt
Organism: Podarcis muralis (Common wall lizard)
Lineage: Eukaryota; Metazoa; Chordata; Lepidosauria; Squamata; Lacertidae
Cellular component (GO): endoplasmic reticulum
Source: RefSeq, a predicted model, not a curated record